GAUCAUCACUAGUGCAGUGGGCCUUUAGCUUCGAGCACGCACACGUUAGAUCCUAUUGGGAUGAAUUUUCUAACUAAUUGAUGGACAAUUGUGGAAGAAAAUGACAGAUUACGCAGAGGAGCAGCGGAAUGAACUGGAAGCAAUAGAAUCAAUUUACCCAGACUCGUUUACAGUGUUAUCAGAGACACCCACCAGCUUCACCAUUACUGUGACAUCCGACGCAGGGGAAAACGAUGAGACAGUUGAAGUGACACUGCAGUUCACCUAUGUGGAGAAGUACCCAGAUGAGGUGCCGCUAUGGGAAAUCUACUCCCAGGAGAACCUGGAGGAUUCCGACAUAGAUGGCAUCCUUACCUUACUAAAGCAGCAGGCUGAAGAAAACAUUGGAAUGGUGAUGAUAUUCACCCUAGUUACAGCAGUCCAGGAAAAACUAAACGAAUUGGUUGAUGAGAUAAAAAACAGAAGAGAGGAGGAGAAGAGGCGAAAAGAGGAGGCAGCAGAGGAGGCAGAGAAGGUGCUCUUUCAAGGCACAGUGGUCACCAUCGAAAACUUCUUGUCAUGGAAAGCCAAGUUUGAUCUGGAAAUGGCUGAGUUAAGGAGAAAACGGCAGAAAGAGGAGGAGCAACUGCAUGCUGGAAAGAUUAAACUCACAGGAAAGCAGCUGUUUGAGACAGAUCACAAUCUUGACACAUCGGAUAUACAGUUCCUUGAAGAUUCUGGAAAUAGUGUUGAAGUGGACGAGUCCCUGUUCCAGGAUCUUGAGGAACUCGACCUGGAUGAAGAUGACCCAGACUUUGACCCUCUGGCACUGGGCAGUGAUGAGGACUGAAACUGGAAGAGGACAGAUGCCAUGGGCAUGUUCCAGGCAGACCGGAGUUUAAUACUAUUUGAAAUCUUUCAGAUAGUUCAUUGAGUGACAGAUGGGUGGGGAUUGCAGUUUUGACAACACCCACAUUUGUUGUUAACAAACCCUCACUCUGGAUGGCUGUAACCUCUAUACAGAAUCAGCCCUAAGGGCAUUUAUUCACCUUGUCCAUUAACUGAUUUAUACCCUGAGACCAUUAAAUAGAUUUAUGUUGACUAC
This is a messenger RNA of Esox lucius (northern pike), 1084 nucleotides long. It is a transcript of the gene rwdd1, whose product is annotated as RWD domain containing 1. Gene Ontology annotation, molecular function: protein binding. Lineage: Eukaryota; Metazoa; Chordata; Actinopteri; Esociformes; Esocidae. Gene Ontology annotation, biological process: cytoplasmic translation. The record is from RefSeq and is marked provisional.